Molecule: messenger RNA, 787 nt
Organism: Pisolithus orientalis
Lineage: Eukaryota; Fungi; Basidiomycota; Agaricomycetes; Boletales; Pisolithaceae
Product: hydrophobin-3 precursor
Exons: 4
Coding region: 205-534 (109 amino acids)
Cellular component (GO): fungal-type cell wall
Molecular function (GO): structural constituent of cell wall
Source: RefSeq, a predicted model, not a curated record
CAUCUGGAACACUCGAUCACGUGUCUAGAUGGGCUUCUCUUCCAUCUGGUGGGCGAUAUUGGCCAAGUCCGAAUGACUGCUUCCAGAAAUCGUAUAUAAGGAUGGCAGUGGGAGACUGAAAUUUUCAUCGACUCGUCGUUCUUCUGCCAACUACAACACACUCUCUUGAGCCAACUCAACCCAGUCACUCACUAAACAAUCGUCAUGUUCUCCCGCAUCUUUGCCGUUGCUGCCUUCGCUGCUCUUGCUAUUGCUGGACCUCUCGAAGUUCGUGACUCCUCUCAGUGCGACACUGGUUCUCUCUCGUGCUGCAACCAAGUCCAGACUGUCCAGAACUUGUUCAAUACCUCCGGUCUUACUGCAGUCGCCGCCUCCGUCCCGGUUAGCGCUCUCGUCGGUGUUAGCUGUACCCCUGUCACCGUUCUUGGCACUGGCAGCGGUGCUCAGUGCAACACCCAGCCCGUUUGCUGCACCAACAACAACAUGUUCGGCCUCGCCAACAUGGGCUGCAUGCCCGUUAAUGUCAAUGCUUAAAAUACUUUAGCUAGAUCAUGCAUUGUCUGGGCAGCAUAACCCAAUAAUAUACCUGCUUCCGUUUCCUCUCAGCGUUGUGGCAAUGUCUGUGGUCCUUCCGGAAUGUCAGCGACUGCUGAACGUGAGCUGACCGGAUGUUAAUGGUCAUUUCCUUCGCUCCGGUGGAAAAUUCCCAGGCUACCACUAGGUUAGCUGGCGACCAUGCAGCAUUACCUUCCGAAACAUGCAGUCUGCUGCGAUGUGCAAGUAAACA